UUUUACAUCUCAACAGUAACAUGUGGAGGCGAGAUCUCCAAAAAUGAAGGACUGCUAGUCAGCCCAAACUAUCCUCGCAAAUAUCCCAACGACCAGACAUGCGUUUGGAAGAUAACUGUGGAGGACGGAUUUAUUAUAUCCGUCAGGUUUGACUAUUUUCUUGUAUGUGGCUAUUUUCCUUUCGACUAUCUGGAAUUUCGCAACGGUCUAGACGACACGUCGCCGAUCUUAAACAAAUACUGCGGAGAUAGAAUACCUAGCGUCAUUAACUCUACGACAAAUCACUUAUACGUGAAGUUUGUCAGUGAUUUUGCUCUGAAUACGUAUGGAUUUUCAGCUUCCUUUGCUAAAAGACUUUUUACCUCACUGAUUCUCUUCCUGUGUUAUGUGAUCCUAUGUCAGUAG
Molecule: messenger RNA, 405 nt
Organism: Candidula unifasciata
Lineage: Eukaryota; Metazoa; Mollusca; Gastropoda; Stylommatophora; Geomitridae
Source: the annotation of a GenBank genome assembly